CAAAAUCUAAAUUUGCAUAUUUUCCUUCACUUCACAUUGGAUACGGCUGCUGUAGACUUCGUGUUUGCCCGUUCAAACUAUCGUAGUUUUUCUCAAACAAGCAAAUACUCCUUGAUUUAUAAUUUUCUUCAAAGAUUUAGUAUUCGACAAAAAUGGCACUUCGACUCUUCCGUCUGAGCCAAGAUGUGGUCACACCAAUCAUCAAACGGGGUUGCGCCGUAUCGGCGUUUGAGCUGCAGCACAAGAAUCCAAUUCAGCGGAAGAUCGAAAAGAUUCCGGUGGCACAAUAUGGUGGCCGACACACGGUUACUAUGUUGCCGGGUGGAGGAAUCGGCCCCGAACUGAUGAACUAUGUUAAAGAGGUGUUCCGCUUUGCGGGUGUUCCAGUAGAUUUCGAGGUGGUGGACAUCGAUCCGUCCAGUGAGGGUAACGACGAUUUGGAGUACGCAAUCACGUCGAUCAAGCGAAACGGCGUAGCUAUUAAGGGAAACAUCGAAACGAAGUCCGAAUCGACGGGCAUCGUUUCGCGUAAUGUAGCGCUUCGUAAUGAGCUUGAUUUGUUCGUGAACGUGCUGCACUGCAAGUCCUUCAAUGCCAUUCCGGCUCAUCACCAGAAUGUCGAUGUCGUCAUUAUCCGACAGAAUACGGAGGGCGAAUAUGCGAUGCUGGAGCACGAAAGCGUCCAGGGAGUGGUUGAGAGUAUGAAGGUGAUCACGGUGGAGAAUGCGGCCCGAGUGGCACGUUUUGCGUUUGAGUUUGCUCGUACUAACAAUCGCAAGAAGGUGACCACAAUCCACAAGGCCAACAUCAUGAAGCUGGCGGAUGGUAUGUUUCUGAGAAUAGCCCGCGAGGUGGCCAAGGAGUAUCCGGAUAUUCAGCAUAAUGAUAUGAUCAUUGAUAACUGCUGUAUGCAGCUGGUGUCCAAUCCGCAUCAGUUCGAUGUGAUGAACACGACCAAUCUGUACGGGAGCAUCACUUCCAAUGUGUUGUGCGGGCUGGUAGGAGGUGCUGGACUGUUCUCCGGUAGGAACUAUGGUGAUCAUUAUGCCGUAUUUGAGCCGGGUACCCGUAACACGGGCACUGCCAUCGCUGGAAAGAAUAUUGCUAACCCAGUGGCUAUGCUGAAUGCGGCCGUUGAUAUGCUGUACCAUUUGGGUCAUCGUUACCACGCAGACAGUAUUUCCGAUGCGAUCCAUAAGACGAUCGACGCCGACGGGAUUCACACACCUGAUUUGGGUGGACAAAAUACAAGCACCGAGAUAGUUCAGAAUGUGUUGCAGCACUUAGCCGAGAAAAGAACAUACUGGCAACCCGCAAGCUGGUGAAGAGCUGCCUAAUUGGCUAUAAGAUGAAGGAAAUUCCUCCACCCUGCCAAAUUCGACUAAAUUGUUUUAUUUGUUUGAAAAAAAAGAGGCUCCUCUUGUUCAGCAAUCUCACCGGCCCUGCAGACCCGACUAAACUAAACACAGUAGACCAUUGUUUUAUCGAUAAGUGUUUUAUGUUUCUCUUCUUUUCGUUGAAUCUAAGCAAGCCAUGGCUGUAUGAUUAGCAUUAACAUUUGUACUGUUGAUAAUAUUUACCAUAACAUCUGUAAUAAAGUAAAUGCAGUGGCGUUCCUACCAAUGGUUAAAGUUACGGUUUCCAAAACCGAUGCGCAAGAUUCCGCACCUUUCUACUACACGAUAUUCGUGUGCUCAAACCACCGCGAUGCAGUUUUAUUUAUUUUCACAAAACUCCAGAAUCAGCCAAAUUUCAUACAUAAAACAACAAUACCCUCUAGUCAUUACCAAGGCGAACACGCUACGCCCGCGCUCCCGUGAACGCGAAGCGGAGCACAACCGAGAUACACAUUUUCAUAAAUAAAUCAUCCGAACAUUUUGUUUGCUGCUGGGAGUCGGCCGCCAUGCACCGUUCGGCGGCUGCAUUCACUGCGUCACUCUUCCGGAAGACGAAAAUAGUGGAAUUAAAUCACAACGGAAAACAUCAUCAGCGGGCGAGAACAGAGAUGAGAUGUGCAGCAACCGUACCUGGCUAAGUCCUGAAAGAAUAUAUAAUAUGGUGUUAUGAGGUUCAUGAAAACACAAAAAAACAUACGAAUAUAGUAUGACGCUCACCUUUUUUCUCAUGAAUUUUAUUAUCUAAUAUCGGCAACGUACUUAUCGGUGUUUUCUAGAACAUUGUGAACUUCUGUUUUUGGCCUUUUUUGUUCCACAGCAAGCCAGUACGAAAAAAAACAUUUUUAUUCGAA
Molecule: messenger RNA, 2248 nt
Organism: Wyeomyia smithii (pitcher-plant mosquito)
Lineage: Eukaryota; Metazoa; Arthropoda; Insecta; Diptera; Culicidae
Gene: Idh3g
Product: isocitrate dehydrogenase [NAD] subunit gamma, mitochondrial
Exons: 6
Coding region: 153-1325 (390 amino acids)
Biological process (GO): tricarboxylic acid cycle; isocitrate metabolic process
Cellular component (GO): mitochondrion
Source: RefSeq, a predicted model, not a curated record